UCGCCUAUUGGCUGCGCGGGUCCCGCCCUCCCCCUGCCCCUCCCCGCCCUUGCUGGGAUGACCCCAGGGGGUGAGUGCCCGGCCAGUGUGCUCUGGAAGCGGGCUGAGGUUCUGCUCGGAUCAGGAUUCAUGGCGGCGCGGCCACUGUCCCGGAUGCUGCGGCGGCCCCUGAGGUCCAGCGCCCGGAGCUGCAGCUCAGGGGCUCCGGUGACACAACCCCGCCCCGGGGAGUCCGCGCGAGCUGCCUCGGAGGAGCUGUCCAGGCGGAGGCAGUUCCUGAGGGAGCAUGCGGCCCCCUUCUCCGCCUUCCUCACAGACACCUUCGGCCGGCAGCACAGCUACCUGCGGAUCUCACUCACGGAGAAGUGCAACCUCAGAUGUCAGUAUUGCAUGCCCGAGGAGGGCGUCCCGCUGACCCCCAAAGCCAACCUGCUGACCACAGAGGAGAUCCUGACCCUCGCCCGGCUCUUUGUGAAGGAAGGCGUCGACAAGAUCCGGCUCACAGGCGGAGAGCCGCUCAUCCGGCCAGACGUGGUGGACAUUGUGGCCCAGCUCCAGCGGCUGGAAGGGCUGAGGACCAUAGGUGUUACCACCAACGGCAUCAACCUGGCCCGGCUGCUGCCCCAGCUUCAGAAGGCUGGUCUCAGUGCCAUCAACAUCAGCCUGGACACCCUGGUGCCUGCCAAGUUUGAGUUCAUCGUCCGCAGGAAAGGCUUCCACAAGGUCAUGGAGGGCAUCCACAAGGCCAUCGAGCUGGGCUACAACCCUGUGAAGGUGAACUGUGUGGUGAUGCGAGGCCUUAACGAGGAUGAACUCCUGGACUUUGCGGCCUUGACCGAGGGCCUCCCCCUGGACGUGCGCUUCAUAGAGUACAUGCCCUUUGAUGGCAACAAGUGGAACUUCAAGAAGAUGGUCAGCUAUAAGGAGAUGCUAGACACUGUCCGGCAGCAGUGGCCAGAGCUGGAGAAGCUGCCAGAGGAGGAAUCCAGCACAGCCAAGGCCUUUAAAAUCCCUGGCUUCCAAGGCCAGAUCAGCUUCAUCACAUCCAUGUCUGAGCAUUUCUGUGGGACCUGCAACCGCCUGCGAAUCACAGCUGAUGGGAACCUCAAGGUCUGCCUCUUUGGAAACUCUGAGGUAUCCCUGCGGGAUCACCUGCGAGCUGGGGCCUCCGAGCAGGAGCUGCUGAGAAUCAUUGGGGCUGCCGUGGGCAGGAAGAAGCGGCAGCAUGCAGGCAUGUUCAGUAUUUCCCAGAUGAAGAACCGGCCCAUGAUCCUCAUCGGUGGGUGACCCAUCAAGUUAUUUUUGAUGUUCCAUGAUUCCCCACCAGGCAAUCCAAGCAUUUCCUCCUGGGACCCCCUCCAUGUUCAGGGUCUAAGACCCAGAAUGAGUUUCUCCAGCCAGAUGGCCACUUUAUGGAAAGGAUACAGGGUCCCCCAGACCCCUCCUCUAGCUCAGCAGCAGCUGGGGUCUGGCUCCUUUCAGAGACACUACACUUCCCAUGCAGACUCAGAUGCCAACUCAAAGUGCCUUAGCCCAGGUUCCUGGGCUCCUGCUGCCCCCUCAGGACCCCAGCUAACCUCAGAACAACUAACUCAUGUGAACUCGGAAGGACGGGCAGCUAUGGUAGAUGUGGGCAGGAAGCCAGACACAGAGCGGGUGGCUGUGGCUUCAGCCGUGGUCCUCCUGGGACCCGUAGCCUUCAAGCUUGUCCAGCAGAACCAGCUCAAGAAAGGAGAUGCCCUGGUGGUGGCCCAGCUGGCUGGAGUCCAGGCAGCCAAGGUGACCAGCCAGCUGAUCCCUCUGUGCCACCACGUGGCCCUGAGCCACGUCCAGGUGCAGCUGGAGCUGGACAGCACGCACCAUGCCGUGAAGAUCCAAGCAUCUUGCCGGGCUCGGGGCCCCACCGGGGUGGAGAUGGAGGCCCUGACCUCUGCUGCAGUGGCCGCCCUCACCCUGUAUGACAUGUGCAAGGCUGUCAGCAGGGACAUCGUGUUGGAGGAGAUCAAGCUCAUUAGCAAGACUGGCGGUCAGCGGGGGGACUUCCAUCGGGCUUAGCACCUGCCCUUCUCACCCAUGGCCCACCCAGGCCUGGAGCUGGGAUGCAAUGUAGGCUGAGGGAAAGACGUCAGGUUCCUUUAAUCACAGUCACUGUUUACCUUGAGCAGUAAACCCGAAGUCAGCCUGCUCUACUACUAACAAGCCUGCUGCUAGAUGAUCUCUAAUGACCAAUGGGGCUUCCUUUCAUAGGGAGGAUACCAGCAGGCCCUUAAGCCUUCCAGGACACUAAGGUCAUGGGAGCGGGACUGCAACAAGCAAUGCCAGAUAACUGAGAAAUCAUGUUCUUUGUGGACUAUUUCAGACAACCAGGUUCUGACAGUCCAGCCUGGAACUUUUCCUUCUCAUUUUGGGUUUUCUCUUCUCCUACUUUCCUGGGGAGAGAUUAAGGGCUCAUUAAGCAGAGGAGCCCACUUUGAGGAGAGCAAAGCACAAGCUUGCCUGAAGAAUGGAUCCCAACUUCUCCCCAGCAGCUCUGCCUCCCUAAGUAAGUCUGUGAAGCCACAGCCCUGCCCUGUCCUGACUUCAUCUCUCCUUCUGCCCAAGUCUGUGUCCCAUCAGACUUGCAGCCUUUCAGCUUAACAGUUGCCCGGUCCUGCCAGCCCCUUUUCUUCAGGCCCCCCUCCUCCGAAACAGGAUGUGCACACGUGGGCCAUAGCCCUAAGGACUCCUGCCGGACCACACGGCCCACAUCUGGCCCUGUUCACGGCUGUUCCACCCACCCCUCUUUAUUCUGGAGCAUAUUCGGGAAAGAAGAGUUGAUGAUAGAUUGCCUUCGCCCUCACAGCGCACAAAUAAAGCCACGAUGCCAACUUUGCAGAUGCAAGAAUGAAGACACUGUGGGUAGGGCACUGGGCUGCUGCAGUUUCAUAGGGAAGGCUGCACCUAUCAACCCUAUCCCAAGACACAUUCCCCUGAGGGAAGAAGAGGAGGGACCUGGAAAGGCCUAAGGGCAUAUUCUCUGUAUAGCCCCACUAUGGGAGAAGAAAGUGGAGUAGGGGGUAUAGAAAUGCACCAUCUGAGGGAAAUUUUUUGUCAGGUGGUGGCCAGGGGUGUUCAAAGCUGAUUGCUUGCAUCACCAGCUAUUAGAGAUCAGAGAGGGCAAUUAGAGGCUCCUGGCUCUCACAUCCCACACACACACACAGUUCUGGCCUGCUGGGCUCUCUAACUUGGAUGUCUUUGAGUCCUCUAGUGCCCCCUGCCUGCCUCCCCUCUGCCCUAUGCCAAGGUGUGCUGGCAAAUAUUUAACAACCAACUCUCUGGAAAAGAAUUUCUGUGAUACAAAUACUCCCAUGUUGAAUAAUUUCAAGCUACCAGUAUGUCAAAUGGCUUGCAAAAUUCCUGAAAAUGUAAACAAUUGGUUCUCACAGAGCUGGUACAAGCUGGCUCCAGCACACCACUCUCAGCCCACCCCAGAUCCCCUCAUAGGAAGAAGGCACAAGUUUUUAAAGGCAGAGUGGGUAGGGAUGGUAUGAAUUUAAUAUUUUUUAGUAUUACAAUAUAUUCUUAUAAAAAAGGUGCAAGUGAAAAAGGACACUGUAGAUUUUGUCCAUUAGCCUCAUUUGUCAUCUGAGGCAGCUGGUGAGAACAGCCUUGGUGUGAAGGCAUCCCUGGUAGUGGUCAGGGGAGAUAGUCACAGCUCCCCAGUUGGUGGAAAUGGGAUGGGAGUAGGGAGAGGCUGGACCAGACCCUUCCCUAUUCACCUGGAGAAUUUUCUCCCACUGCCCUAAACACUUUAUUUCCAUCGCAGGGGAGAAAGGCUGCUGAGAAGGUUGUGUUAGGUUGACGAUGAAUUUUACAUUGGCCACAAAAUUAGCUGGAGAAACUUAUCUAAAGGUGGCAGAAGUGGUAGGGAGGGCAUGAAAAAAGCAAGACCAAGAAACAUUGAGGCUAAAACAUAUUAAGGACCAGCUCAGCUACCCCGACUGGGCACCAGCCCCUUCUUACUCAGUUGAGUAUGAGUCCAUGGUCCAAGGCACUGUUGGAGAUCUGGCUACAGUGGCAUCUAGCACCAGAGCCACUGGCCAGAUCUAGAAAAUAAAUAGAAAAAUACCUUU
This is a messenger RNA of Nomascus leucogenys (northern white-cheeked gibbon), 4112 nucleotides long. It is a transcript of the gene MOCS1, whose product is annotated as molybdenum cofactor synthesis 1. NCBI's taxonomy places the organism in Eukaryota, Metazoa, Chordata, Mammalia, Primates, Hylobatidae. The coding region runs from base 58 to 1287 and encodes 409 amino acids. The transcript is spliced from 11 exons. Gene Ontology annotation, molecular function: cyclic pyranopterin monophosphate synthase activity; 4 iron, 4 sulfur cluster binding; GTP 3',8'-cyclase activity. The record is from RefSeq and is a predicted model, not a curated record. Gene Ontology annotation, biological process: Mo-molybdopterin cofactor biosynthetic process.